Messenger RNA from Schistosoma haematobium, 5107 nucleotides. RefSeq names its product La ribonucleoprotein domain member 1. Gene Ontology annotation, cellular component: cytoplasmic stress granule; cytosol. Lineage: Eukaryota; Metazoa; Platyhelminthes; Trematoda; Strigeidida; Schistosomatidae. The coding region runs from base 235 to 3570 and encodes 1111 amino acids. Gene Ontology annotation, biological process: positive regulation of translation; mRNA stabilization. Gene Ontology annotation, molecular function: RNA cap binding. The record is from RefSeq and is a predicted model, not a curated record. The transcript is spliced from 18 exons.
GAGAUGCUGAAGUAGCCUUAAAGCAGUACCUUUCUCAUGGACCUCAAAGAUAUCUGGCUACAAAAGGCAUCCGAGUGAUGAACAGCGAGUAAAAUAGUUUGCGCUUUACAUUUGAUGUCCCGAGAACUGAUUAUAAAUUUGUCUAAACCUUUGGUUUUGUAUCAUGCAAUAUGCCAUAAUUGUACUUUGACUGAUCUGAUGUCACGCCGGCGCGUAGCGGGUUAGCGUUUGUUCAUGGCCACCGAGCACCCAACCAAGGGACAAUUUAGUAUAACGAAUACAGAAAAAUUAGUAAAUUUAAGUCAUGAUCACGAUCAGUCUACAACCGAUUCUCACCUAAGACUAAAUGGUUGCCUCGUUAAUAAGGACAACCCAUGGGUUCGAGCCCCAUGUUCAUCUGGUGAUGGUUCUGACUCGACUACAUCUCAUGAAGGUGUUUGUAGCAAAGAUCGAGAUUGGCCAACUCUUCAAAGUGCUCUAUCACAAGUCUCACAAUGCACCACUAGUACUUUCGAUGUAUGCUCUAAACAAAAAGAUAAAAAUAAACAAAAGUUCACUGCGGUUGGUUCUUGUCAGAUAGAUUUGGGCACCAAACCCAUUACAAAUCAUCAAAAGAAGAAAUGGGAACAAGCCACUGUUGAGUACAUUUUCCCGAAACCUAAUAGCACUGAUGGAUUUGUCGGUUAUCGGUCAGAUUCGCACCGGUGGAACCGGUCAGGUGAACACGAUAAGGAAAAUUAUCAUAACGGGAAAUCAAAGAUUGGAUCUAAUAGUUCUGUCGAUAAGGAGAGCUUAAACCCAAGCCAAAAUAAUCUUGUUCACUCGGGAACAAGACCUCGUCCGUUCGUUCGCCAUAUGCGGUUCUCAAAAUCUGGUCGCCCUCAACGCCGACAGCAGACAUCUGGCACCCCUGUAACAGCAGCAAACCGUGGCAUACCUGGCCCGAAAAAUUCAGAACAAAUUUACUCUCCAACCAAUUUAUGGGUUCCAAGUGACAUCAGUCAGGCUGCAAACUUGGGUCGCAUGACAACUCAUGGUCGUUCGGCUCCGGGGAAGCUUAACAACGUGCCUCACCUAAUUCCUAUUCCACUCUAUGGGUCAGUACCCCAGACUUCUCCCUUAUCGCCUUCAUUUCUUUCAGCUGUUGGAUAUCCCCUCUUGAUGAUAUAUCCGACGGGACCUUUAUCAGCACCAGCGACAUCAGGAGUUUCUGAUCCUGUUUACGAUUAUUCGGUUAACUGUCAAACAUCACAUUCAUCAUCAGUUGGUGUUUCAAGUGUAUCACAACAACGGUCAACUGAUUCAUCAGAAUCUAACCGUAUAGAACCUCAAGUUUUCAGUCCACCUUUAGGUACUGAUUUAAACAAUGUUUUCUCUUCCUUAUUUCCGGGAACAACCAUCGCCCAACCUGCUAGUUUGUGUUUCCUUGCGUCGUCGAGUAGUGAUCCAACGAUUUUAAUACGCCAUCAAAUAUUGCAUCAAGUCGAAUUUUACUUUAGUCCAGAUAACUUGGCCAAAGAUGUGUAUCUUCGUCGGCAAAUGGAUUCUGAUGGAUGGGUUGAUGUCAAUGUAAUUGCCAAGUUUAAUCGUGUGGCCUCAUUAUGUACAGAUCUUAAUGAUAUUUUGGAGGCAAUUAGAGUUAGUCCAUUAUUAGAUGUGGAUGUCCCUAAAGCUCGUGUCCGAUGCAAAAACAAUCCAUCGAUUUGGCCCCUUCCUCUUGUUUCGAAUGAAAAACUUCGAAUCAGUUCUGGGAACAAAACAGUUCUUAACCCAAAUGCUCCCGAAUUCAUCCCAUCCCAAUCGAUCGCAAACACAGAUCAAACAGAAUCAUCCCUCGAACCUGUAACAAAGUCAGGUGCUACCCCCAUCACAUCAACACAAGAAGAUUUGAACUUUUCCUUUUCAAAUGAAUUGCGUUCUGUCUACAGUAAUCUACCGCCGCAUUCUUCGGCAUCAAAACGCACCCGAUCAAGUUUUUCCGAAUGUGAUAAGUACUCUUCUAUUUAUCAUUGCCGAACAAGAACAUCAUCCACUAACUCGGAAGAUGAUUUGGACGAUUCUAUGCUUUCUUGUUUAUUGGUGAUUGCUCCAAACACAUCUCAUGAUCCUUUACCAUCUAGUUGCAGUAACUUGGAUGAUGAUUCAAGGAAUGAAAGUUCUAAACCUUCGAAAUUUCCUUCCGUUACCAACAGUUCUACCGACGAAUCUGUUGAAACUACUAUUGAUGACCUUUGCAAAGCUAUUGAAGAAUCCAAUGUCCAUACUGAAUCGAAUUUCACAGAAUCCAAUCUAGCCAACGUUAUCAAAGAAAAGACUUCCACGUGUACAGAAAUAUUUUCUACUUCAUCCACUUCCUAUACUACAACCACAACUAUCUGUCGUAACAGUCCUCUUGUACAGCUUGAUGUACCUGUCUCUGAAGUUUCGGCGCACUCCUCCGUCCCAGUAUCAUCAAAUCCACUUUAUUCAGAAUCCUGUUUGUCAUACGUGCAUCCCUCAAUUCCUGGUCCGGUUACGUAUACUGUAAUACCGACAGCUACCGCUUUGCACCCACAGACUGGACUUAUAUUGCCGACUCUUAGUCGAAAUCCGUUUUUAGUACCCUCAACUCCAAUGUAUUACAUUCCUCAAAUUAGCGCUUUGCCUUUGGUUUCUCCAGUAGACAAUCUAUUUCCUCAAAUUCCUAUAUGUCAACCAUUACCGUCUUUCCUAAAUUAUGAUCAAAGUUAUCUAUCAUUUCCUGACAUAAAAUACGACCUUAAAGGUCGUUCUGUUGGAUUUUUCCCCGUUUCCAGUGACUAUGACUUAAAAGCAAAUGAGUCAACCGAUUAUACACAACCCGAUAAUCCUCCGACUGCGGAAACAGAAAGCUUGUCAUCUAGUAAGAAGAAACAUGUUGGGUUUCUUUUUCGCCCGGUUUCUGCUGCUCGUACCCAUUUAGAUGUCUCCUUGAGUGGAGGAUUCCCAGUUGCUCAUCACCCACAUCAUCUUCAGCAAAGGGGUUUCACAUUUCAUGCCUACAAUCAGUUUCGUUCCAAAUGUCUGAAAGACCGAGAAGCUAAAGGGAAAGGUCGAUCACAGGAAAUGAAUACUCUUUAUAGCUUUUGGUCAUUUUUUCUACGUGAACACUUCAAUCGAACUAUGUAUAAAGACUUUCGUAAACAUGCAUUAGACGAUGCCAAAGAGAAUGCGAGAUAUGGACUGGAGUGUUUGUUUCGAUUUUACAGUUAUGGAUUAGAGCGUCAUUUUCGUAAAGCUAUUUUCAAGGAUUUUCAAGAGGAAACUCUAAAAGACUAUGAUAAUGGUCAUUUAUAUGGAUUAGAAAAAUUUUGGGCUUUUCUACAUUAUAGUCAACGCAAAGUAAAAUUGGAUACACGUUUACAGAGCUUGUUGGAUUCAAAAUAUCGUACUUUAGGAGAUUUCAGAGUGAAUUUUGAACCACCUACUGGCUUUUUUAUAAACAAAUCACGUCGUCGAACCAAAUCAGAGUCAAUAUCAACAUGUCAAACUAAACCGAUAUUAGGUAGUAGAACACCUCCUGUCGAAUUCCAUUCAAGUAGAAUAUCUUGAUACUUCAUAGAAGAGAAGAAAAACAUAUAUAUAUAUAUAUAUAUAUAUAUAUAUAUAUAUAUAUAUAUAUAUAUAUAUAUAAUACCCCCUCUCUAUAUAUAUUAGUUUUCUAAAUUCCAUCAGAAAACUAUUUGUUCUCCAACAACAACAACAAAAGACAAUCUAUUCUGUUUGCUUUCAAUUCAUUCAUUGGUUUUCUAACAUUCAUUGUUCAUAGAAAAUUGAAUAGAAGAAACAUUCAAAAAGUCAUAUCUGUCACUCCGGUGUUAUCAUUUAUUUUAAUAAAAUUAUUAUUAUUAUUAUGGUCACCAUUGUCAUCAUUAUCAUUGACUAUUUAUCAUGAUUAGUAUUACUCCUACUACUCCUACUACUAGACUAUUAUUAUUGUUGUUUUGUAUAUAAUUAACAUGAAUAAUUCUUAUUCUUCACAUUAUUAUUCGCUAAAGAAAAAAGGGGACGUUCUUUUUCUUCUUCACUUCGGGUAAAUUUUUUAAUGGAUUAUUGAAUUAUCGUUGACAAUUUGUAACUUCUUUACUUCAAUGUUAAAUUGAUCUAUAAAUACUUAAAUGAUUUUGAGGAUAAUAAAGAAGAAGUAGAAGAAGGAGGCGAAGGAUGAGGAGGUAGAGUCUAUACACUAAACUAACUAGUUAACUAACUACCCAGUCUAAUUUGUUUUUCAUUUUAUUCUUUAAUUAACUAUAAACUAGUCGUUAUCUGUCUCUUCUUACAUUCUAUUUAAUCUAUUUCCUCAACCUCCAACCCCCCCCCCAUUUUUUUUAGUUUGCUACUAAUUUAGUUUUAUGAAUAUACAUAUAAAUAUGGGCUUGGAUUUAUAGUCUUUUUCUUUGUCUAUUGUUUUGUUGAAUUAAUUUUCAUCUUAUCAAUAUGAUGAUACUUUUGAUUUGACAACUUAUGAACAAUUCAUUGUUCAUAGUAUUGGUUAUUUAGAUGGUGGAUUGUUUACAGUCUGUUUGAAUCAUGGUGUUCCUUUUUUUGUUGCUGCCGCUGCUGUUGUUGUUGGAAGAUAUUGUUUCUUUACCCUUUUUAUUUAGCUUCUCUUAAACAUAACCGAAUAAUACUUCUUUCACAUGACUUUCUAUUAUUAAAGUCAAUUUGAUUUGAUAUACUCUAUGUCACAAUUUGAUAGUGUGUGUUCAUUUUGUUUGUGUUUUGUUUUUCCAUUAUCAUGAAUAGAGUAUAUAUUUCAUGCACUUUUGUUUACAUUCUUCUUCUUCUCUAUCACUAUGAUUAGAUUUGAUGUCUGCCAUCCCAUAUGCUAUUCUAUUGUUUUAGAUGCUUAUAAAGCAUAUAACUAAAUACUGCAAUCUGUUGUAUUUACUGUCAAUCCUUAAAUUAUUUUACUCUUAUGUUUCCAUGAACAUUCUUUUACUUUUUCCUUCAUUGAUUAACUAUAAACACAUGAGUAUAGUUUUGGUGUAGAUAUGCGUUCAUCUAAGUUUCCAUAUUUGAUCAGCACUACAAGAUUGAAAUCAGAAAAAAGAAAUCAAAAUAAUACAGUAGCCAUGAAGAAUAGUAA